This is a messenger RNA of Rosa chinensis, 1413 nucleotides long. Its product is annotated as auxin-responsive protein IAA32. The record is from RefSeq and is a predicted model, not a curated record. Gene Ontology annotation, molecular function: protein binding. Gene Ontology annotation, cellular component: nucleus. Gene Ontology annotation, biological process: regulation of DNA-templated transcription. The coding region runs from base 662 to 1219 and encodes 185 amino acids. NCBI's taxonomy places the organism in Eukaryota, Viridiplantae, Streptophyta, Magnoliopsida, Rosales, Rosaceae. The transcript is spliced from 4 exons.
CAUGUUGGAUGCCUCAUAACUAACCUUGAUAAGACCUCCGGGGUUAUUUGAUUUGUAAUGACGAGUGUAAAACUAGAUCAUCUUGUUAUCUACUUCAGCUCGUCUCUUGUCUUGUAUACAAGGUAUCCUGGAGUGGAACGUAGGGUCGUUACCAGAUCGCUGUCCCCUUGAAGACUGGCAAUUAACACUGAGUCAAGAGAAGAGUUACCCCAAUAAACAGAAACUACAGUUAAGAAUUGACAAUGAAGUGAGGUUUGCUGCUAGUGAAUCAGCUGAUCGAUCCUAAUCACCAUCGGAUUCCGAUGACCUGAAGCAUGGAACCCUUAAUUUGUAGCAACACUGGGUUGCAUAAUCCAACCGACUUCUGUCAGAAUCAAAUAGACCAUCUCGUCUUGCUGGUGUUUUGUUCCAUACUUGUCGUACUUGCAUGUUUGUAGCAGCAGAAGAAGAUAAGCGACACUGAACCGUUGAUAAUGGAAGCUAUAACCUCUCUUUCUGCCUAUAACCUCUCUUUCUCUGUCUUCCAUGUUUAAUGCCUUUGCCCCCACUUAUUAAAUCUUGGUUGGCAUAUUCUCACCACUGCUAAUAUAAAUAUCUAUCUAUGUUCUACUCUAUAUAUAUUCAGUUGUAUAUGUGAGUGGGAUAAGUAUCUAAUAUCUUGAUGGAUCCUAAUGCAUCAAGCUCUCUUUUGAACCCUUCAAGCUUUCAAUCAUUUUAUUAUGAAGCCAAAGAGAAUGAGGGUAUUAUUGAUCUUGGUCUUAGCCUCAGAGCUCUUCAACCUGAAACUUAUCAUCAUCCAUCAACACAUUUGGUGAGCUUGGAGGGCUAUGAUGGUCUGAUAGAUUGGCCCCAGGCUAACAACUUGAAUUUGAAGAAUUCGAAUGUCAUAAGUCCGAGAAAUAUACCGGAAGAUUGUGAUGAGGAAGCAGAGGGAGUCCAGAGCAAGGAGAGGUGGGCUUAUGUGAAAGUUAACAUGGAUGGGAUUGUUAUUGGCAGAAAAGUUUGUGUAAUUGAUCAUAGUGGCUACUCGAGCCUUGCAUUUCAACUAGAAGACAUGUUUGGUAGACAAUCUGUAUCUGGGUUGAGGUUGUUCCAGGUUGGAUCUGAGUUUUCACUUUUUUACAAGGACACAGAUGACAAUUGGAGAACUGUUGGUGAUGUUCCAUGGAGGGAAUUCGUAGAAUGUGUGAAGCGGCUAAGGAUUGCGAGAAAGAACUGAGCUAUUCUUCCCUGUUAUGCGAAAUUGAACUAAUUUUUCUUCUCUCUCUGAUGUAUGUUCUUAUAAUGUCCCUGACUUGGAGGAAACUAGUGUAAAAUUACACAUCUAAGGAUUCCAUAGCUGGAUGCAACAAUGUAUAACAUUAUUGUUCUCAUCAGUCUAAAAUUUUACUUGUGAGUUGUCAAACAUUCUUG